AUGGCCUGGUUGCCGAUGGCUAACCAGUGGCGAAUUCUUCGUAAAAUAUCCAAGGAACAAGUCUUUUCAGUGCCUAGACUAGAAGCAAGCCAGGGCCUUCGGCAAGAAAAGUUGCAGAAACUACGUGACUACAUCCAUGAAUGUAGUGUUAAUCAUCAACUAGUAGAUGUCGGUGAAGCUGCUUUUAUAACUGCACUUAAUCUCAUGUCAGCCACUCUUUUCUCAGUUGAUUGUGCUCAGUUUGAUUCCGAUUCUACUCAAGAAUUAAAGGAAACUAUACGAGCUAUGACCAAAGUCGUGGCUUCUUUUAAUCUUGUUGACUUUUUCCCCAUUUUUAAGUCCGUUGAUCCACAACGCGUAAUGCAUAAAUCCAAGACUUAUUUUGGACAAAUAUAUUCGAUACUUGAAGGUAAGAUAAAUGAACGAUUGAAGUUAAGAGCUGCAUCAUCGGAUUAUGUGGAGAAAAAUGAUUUCCUGGAAGCCCUCCUCAAUUACAGUCAAAGCAACCCGUCUGAAUUUCCAAAAGACCGGAUAAAGCAUUUACUUCUGGAUUUAUUUGUUGGAGGGACAGACACGACUGCUGCUACUGUGGAAUGGGUAAUGACAGAUUUAAUACGCUGUCCCAAGGUCAUGUUGAAGGCUAGAAAUGAACUCUGGGAUGUCGUUGGACGAAAUAACAAAAUUAAAGAAUCGGAUAUCUCAAGGCUUCCAUAUCUGCAAUCAGUGAUCAAAGAAACAUUUCGGUUUCAUCCUACUGGACCACUUUUGAUACCUCACAAAGCAGAAGUUGAUACAGAAAUUAAUGGCUAUAUAAUCCCCAAGGACUCACAAAUAUUUGUUAAUAUAUGGGCUAUUGGUAGAGAUUCAAGUAUUUGGCCGAAUCCAGAGUCAUUUGAUCCUGAACGAUUUUUAAGACGAGAAAUAGAUAUUAGAGGCCAAGAUUUCGAUCUCAUUCCCUUUGGUUCAGGGAAGAGGAUUUGUCCAGGAUUUCCAUUGGCAACCCGGAUGGUGCCUCUCAUGGUGGCAACUAUGAUUCAUAACUUCGACUGGAAACCGGAAAAAGGAAUGAAACCAGAAGAAGUGGACAUAAGUGAAAAGUUUGGGGUUGCUCUACAGAAGGCUGUGCCUCUCAAGGCUUUUCCAGUCAAAGUUUGA
Molecule: messenger RNA, 1155 nt
Organism: Fraxinus pennsylvanica
Lineage: Eukaryota; Viridiplantae; Streptophyta; Magnoliopsida; Lamiales; Oleaceae
Source: the annotation of a GenBank genome assembly